Molecule: messenger RNA, 1077 nt
Organism: Eruca vesicaria subsp. sativa (arugula)
Lineage: Eukaryota; Viridiplantae; Streptophyta; Magnoliopsida; Brassicales; Brassicaceae
Source: the annotation of a GenBank genome assembly
AUGGAGGUCGCCGAGUCCAACGCUGAUAUCUCCCGUUUAGCCGGAAACAAACCGUUCCCCACCGCCGAGUUGCACCCUUUGGUGCCCGAGUUACAAGUCACCGACGACUCAGCCUCCGCCGUGUCGUUUCAAGCGAUGCUAUUUCCAAACCAAGGGUUUUGCGUCGGCGUUACCGCACACCAUGGCGUUCUGGAUGGGAAAACGGCAACCAUGUUUCUUAAAUUAUGGGAGACACAUGCAAACGCCAACACGACCAAACGGCAAACACUUCCUCACCACAGGAUCUACUUCCUCUUUACGAUCGUACGGUCAUUAAAAAUCCCAAACAAUAUCGAAGCAAAGAUUUUGAACGAGUGGUACUCUCUACUCAAAAUGUUCUCCGGCGGUAAAGAACCAGACAACCCCAAGAGCUUGAAACUUCUUCCGUCGCCGGAGAUUAGUCCCGACGUCGUCCGUUUCACUCUCAACCUCACUCGUGAAGAUAUCCAAAUGCUUCGUGAACGACUCAAGAGAGAAUCACCAAAGGAGCUUCGGCUGUCGACGUUUGUGGUUACGUAUUCGUAUGCGUUAACAUAUUUAAUCAGAGCUCGGGGCGGUGACCCGAGUAGACCAAUCGGGUAUGGCUUCGCGGUGGAUUGUCGAAGCCUGCUUGAUCCGCCGGUCCCGUCGAGUUACUUCGGGAACUGCGUUUCGGCUACGUUUAAAAUGGAGUUAACUGCGGAGACGUUUAUGGGUGAAGAAGGGUUCUUGGCUGCUGCGAGCGAUGUUAGCGAUUUGGUGGAGGAGUUGGAUGGUACUGUUGCGUUGAAGCUUCCGGACAUUUUGGCUUCGUUUCCCAUUCUUCCACCAGGGUCGCAGGUUGUGUCUGUUGCUGGGUCGACCCGGUUUGGAGUGUACGGGUUGGAUUUCGGGUGGGGUAGACCAGAGAGAAUUUUAGUUGCGUCGAUCGAGCAAGGCGAAGCGAUAUCUAUGGCAGAGGGUAGAGAUGGGAAUGGUGGAGUGGAGAUUGGCUUCUCGCUCAAGAAACACGAAAUGGAGGCUUUGAUUGAUUUGCUUAACGACGGAUUAAAAAAAUAG